AUGGCAAAAUUUUAUGAAAAUCUACAGAAGUCGCUUACAAGUUAUGAAGAUAGACCUAAAGCAAUUAUAACAGAACAAACAUUCAGCGAAUCUGCAUAUCUCAUUCGUGGCAAAGAUCGAAGAAGAUCAGCAUGGUAUUAUAUUCUUAUUCCUGCUAAUAAAUUUGCUGAUCUUAAAGUUCUACAAUCAGAUACAAAAAUUGAUAUUCCAAAUUUUGGCCGCUUGAUUGAAUAUCUUGAUAAUCGAGAUGAAAUUAAACCAAUGUCUGGAUGGGGAAUUAAUCCACCUAAAAUAAUUCAAACAUGGAUUGCAGAGCAUUAUGAUUCAGCAUCUAUUGAUGAAAACAUUAGUUUGAUUUACGAAAAAGAUGAUAUUCGAUUAUGUACAAUGCAACGUGCAAUUCCAGAACAGAAGUUAGGCUUUUUUCUAUGUUAUUAUCGAAAACAACAUUUUUAUUAUAUCAAGUUUUAUGAUGAUUCAGAAUCGAGUCUGGGGUAUCGAGCAGGCAUCAAAAAUUUUGAUCGAAUCAUUGUAUUAAACGGUGUUAAUAUUGAACAAGAUACAAUAGAUCAACUCUUGAGACGUUUCAAUGUUGAUCGACAUCUUCCAGUUCAAAUGCUUGUGUGCAGUCCAGCUACAUAUGCUCACUAUAGAUCGAAUGAAAAGCUUUUGCAUAGUGAUCUUCCAACUGUUCAACAUUUGAAACCUGUAUAUGCUACAUCAAUGUCGGACUUCAAUAGAGAUACACCAGAAAUUUCUGUUGAUAAUGAAAGUUUCUAUGCUGUACAGUGGGAAAAUGGCAGCAUUGUUUCUACAGUACCUCAAUCAGCGAUUUUCAAAUCAUCUGAAUUUACUAGUUUAAAUGAUAUCUGUUUUAUCGAAACAGAAGGACAAUAUCGAAAAGGACAAAUUAUUUUUCAAGGUAUAUGUACAACAUUGGAAAAACUGCCAAAUGAAUUAUUUUUCUAUUUAUUCACUUUCAUUGAUAUUCAAUAUUUAUAUAGUGCAUUUUGGGGACUUAAUUCACGAUUGAAUAAUAUUAUUCAAUCAUGCAAAAAUCUAUCUCUAACUGUCGAUGAGAAAAUUAAUCCAUUGUUGAUGAAAUUAUAUGCUCCUUAUGUAAAUCGAUUGAUUAUUCAGAUAUCCAUCGAUUGUGAUUUUAGUCAAUUUCCUAAUUUACAUACAUUGAUAUUAUGUUAUAGAAAUUUAAAUUAUCUAGCACAAAUUCAAUCGAAAAUUAUUCCCAAUCUGACUCAUUUAUCUUUUUUGUUAGGAUCAAAAUUUACUCCACCACGGCAAUUAAUUUGUGAUGUAUUUUCUAAUAAAUUUCCAUCUCUUCGUCACAUUAAAUUUGGCCAUAUCUAUGAAUCUACUUGUAAUUUAUGGACUAUAUCACCUUUUCUUCGAUUUGUGUCAAUCCUUUCUUGUAAACGAAUGACUGUUCUAGCCAUUCUUGCUUCAUGUCCCAAUCUUCAUCAUCUUCAACUUCGUGUUUUAUAUAAAAAAAAUAAUACUGUCCUAUUAUCUCCGCCAUUAAAUCAUUCACUUCGACGAUUUAUUCUUUGGAGUGAUUAUGCCGAACUAACUUAUAAUGAUAUUGAUAAUCUUCUUAGUUAUACACCCAAUAUUGAAUAUUUAUAUUUACAAACAGUAUACUCUAUGUCGUUUAUCGAUUUAGCUGAUAAUUUGAUCAAUCGACUGCAUCAUUUAUCUCAAUUCAAUUGUUAUAUUAAAGAAAUGUUGACCAAUCAUGAUCGAAUUGGUAACUUAAAUUGUAUACAUCGAAUUCAUCCUUGUUUUAAUCGAAUUCAAUGUAUAGAAGAAAAUGACAAAUUUCGAAUAUUUGCUACUAAAUAA
This is a messenger RNA of Rotaria sordida, 1857 nucleotides long. The record is from the annotation of a GenBank genome assembly. Lineage: Eukaryota; Metazoa; Rotifera; Eurotatoria; Philodinida; Philodinidae.